Messenger RNA from Achroia grisella, 1158 nucleotides. RefSeq names its product RWD domain-containing protein 4. Bases 240 to 809 code for a protein of 189 amino acids. Lineage: Eukaryota; Metazoa; Arthropoda; Insecta; Lepidoptera; Pyralidae. The transcript has 5 exons. Gene Ontology annotation, molecular function: protein binding. The record is from RefSeq and is a predicted model, not a curated record.
GAACAGCGAACAGCUGAGCCACCUGCUUCUAAAUGCUAAUAUUUCAAAUUGUGAAUAUUUCUAUACUUAUAGCUAAAUUAAAAACUUUUGAGCCUAAAACAUAAAUAAAUAAAUGAUUUCGUUUUUAUACUAUUAAAAAUGUUAAAAUUAUAUUCGUUUUGUAUGUUUUGCUGACUACAUCUUCGUAUAUUCUAUACAAGAUAUUGGUUCUUGAAAGUGAUAUUUUUAGUUUCCAUAUAAUGGCUGAUGAUGCAGAGCAACAGGUUGAGGAAAUUGAAGUACUGAAAUCUAUCUAUGAGGGUGAUGAGAAUUUCAAGCAAUGUGACCCAAAAACCUAUCAGUAUAAGUAUGUAGACGGGGAGAAGUCAUUUGUUCUAGAAAUAUCAUGGGGCCCGACAUACCCAACUGACAAACCUAAUGUGAACUUAGAAAUUUUCUACAAUCAGCAUUUACUACCAUCAGUUAAAGAAAAUAUAUUAUCUGUGGUGAACGCGGAGGCUGAGCAAUGGCUCGGCUGUGCAAUGACUUACACAUUAUUUGAAUGUCUCAAAGAGAAGGUUCCGGAAUUAUUGGCCGAACAAACUGAGGAGGUGGUUGUUUCAACUAGAGUUGAAAAGAUUGUCAUAGAUGAUAAUACUGAAACAUCAAAGAAGCCAGAGAAGAAAGAACACUUAACAAAAGCGCAAAAACGACGGGCGUGGGACAAAGCGGAGCUCGGCAGGGGUGGCGAGAAACCAAGAGGGUGGGACUGGGUGGAUAUUGUCAAACAUUUGUCGCAAGUACCCCACCAAGCCACCCCUACCUCAUGACAAUGACAGGGGUAGUCAAGUGGCUACCAAUAGCUGCCCGAGCAUAAUCUCAGCAUCAAUCUGCUAUUUCUCCAGCUUACGGAAGUUGGACUCCUUUUAAGGGAGUUUAAAUUGUAAGAUUGGCAACUCUGUAGAAAUGAGAUGGAUAUGAACUCAUGAUUAUACAUUUUUUAUUUUUAUUUAUAUUAAUUUUUUUUUUACAUAUAUUAUACAACUUAUUUUUACUUAUUCCUAGCCAAUUGUAGUAAUAUUUUUAACUUCUAGCGUAAUAUUAUAAAGUGAAGAGUAUUUUAUUUUUAUUUUUAUAUAAUAACAAGAGAAAAGCUGUUUUAAAUAUAUACAUACAUAC